CUCUCUUUUCAUGCCAUAACCACACCACCCUCAAUAUCUUAUCUAAUUUUUGACCCUUUUAAUCCUUUCAAAAGGGUUUAAUUCCAAGGGUUUUUUUUUUUCUUUUAAUCCUUUCAAAAGGGUUUAAUUCCAAGUUUUUUUGUCAUCAUUUCAAUAAGUUUCUUGUUUUUACCACUUUUUUUUCAAGAUUAAAUGGCAUCAGGGGGGUGGAGUUUUCUCAAAGUUCUUGAAAAUCCAUCAACCGAUUCCAAAAAACUUGAUCAAAACGACACCGUUUAUGUCCAUCCAAUGGUCAAACGCUCUGCAUCUGCAUUGAGUACCAAGAGCUUAGAAAUGUGUACGGAGAGUUUAGGAAGUGAGACUGGAAGUGAUGUUAGUGAAAGUGGUGAUGAGUUUUGUGCACUUUCAUUGGAGGAAAGGGAGAGAUUGAGGGCAAUUCAACGGUCAAAGUACCGGAGUUUUGACCGAAAAAUACGUCGAAAUGACUUUCCGCCACCGUUGAACUCCAUUAGCAGCUCGGAUGGGGCGCUGAAGGUGAGGCACCAUAGGGAGGGUGGGAGGUUGGUUAUAAAGGCUGAGAGUUUUUCUAACUGUGGUACAAGUUUUCAAGCGGAACGCAUAAACGGGAGGCUUAAGCUUUCGUUGUUGAAGGGGUGUAAUGUAAAUUAUGAAAGUGAAGGGGAUGAAACGGAAAGUUGUGAAAGUGAAGGGGGUGAAAUGGGAAGUUAUGAAAGUGAAGGGGGUGAAAUAGAAAAUUUUGAAGAAGGUGGCUCGUCGGAGGAGGAGGAAGAGGAGGGCGGUGAUUUGCGAUGCGAUAUCAACGGAAACCGGUGGACGAUGGGUGGAUCAGGGGAGUUGAAGAUGCUAACUAGGUGCAAGGAGGGUGGAAAUGGCAACAAAGUGUUUGCAAAUUGGGGUUCUUGUAGGGUGGCAAUUUCUUGAAAAAAAACAAAUUAAUUAUUGGGAUUUAGAUGAUUUUAAAUUCUCGAUUAUUAUUAUUAUUAUUGUGAUUUUAAUGGGUUUUCUAGUUAUUUUUGAUAUCCUAUGUAUAGGGUAUUUCUAAUAGAGUUGGUCGUUAUUAUGGUUAUUGCAAA
Messenger RNA from Helianthus annuus (common sunflower), 1094 nucleotides. Its product is annotated as protein FANTASTIC FOUR 1. NCBI's taxonomy places the organism in Eukaryota, Viridiplantae, Streptophyta, Magnoliopsida, Asterales, Asteraceae. The transcript has a single exon. Bases 193 to 942 code for a protein of 249 amino acids. The record is from RefSeq and is a predicted model, not a curated record.